AUGGGAAGGCCAAAACUUAGAAGAGCUAAAGCACCAACUACAUAUGGAAAUAAUAGAAUAAAAAUUAUGGGCGAAGCUGAUGUAAAAGUACAAUUAAAUGAUAAAAUAAAAUGGCUUCCGUUAUUAGUUACACAAACAAAUGAUGCAGCCCUAUUUGGAUUUCCGUGGAUUAUAGAAUUUGACUUAUCGUUACCAACAAAUAUAAAAAUCAAUAUGAUCAACAAUAGAUAUAAAUACAAUGAUAAUGGGAACGUGAAUAUUGACAAACUAUAUAAAGAAUUUGCUGCAAUGUUUGAUAAUAAAUUAGUAUUAAUAAAAAAUGUCGAACCAAUAAAACUACAAUUGGAAGAAAAUACAAAACCAAUUGCACUGUCAGCUAGAAGAGUACUGUUGCCUUUAAAAUUAGAAAUUGAAAAUGAACUGAAACGUUUGGAAGAAAAUAAUAUAAUAAAGAAAAUAGAUCCAUCAACAACACGAGUAACCUGGGGUACUCUAAUGGUAGUGGUACGUAUCAGGUGA
Gordionus sp. m RMFG-2023 is the source of this 519-nucleotide messenger RNA. RefSeq lists its product as uncharacterized. The transcript has a single exon. The coding region runs from base 1 to 519 and encodes 172 amino acids. Lineage: Eukaryota; Metazoa; Nematomorpha; Gordioida; Chordodea; Parachordodidae. The record is from RefSeq and is a predicted model, not a curated record.